AAUAGGGUGCUGAUGUGGGAGCAUUUCUGGAUGCAAUGAAGAGGACGAGUCCUGGGAGAUGUGGUUUUGGGGGGGUAUUUCAGGAUGGGGAACUAUGGGAGGAGAUACGCCACCCUGAUGAGUGGUUAAGCCAGGUACUGAACUGUGGUGCUAUCCCUGAGAGAAGUAAGGAGACGUGGUUAUGGGGAAGGAUCUGACCUCACUGGAGAACUACUACUGGAGGAAUUCAGGAGUGGAGUGCACUACUCUGAGGAGGGAUGAUAUUAAAGAGUCCUUGUCAGGGAGGAAUUCUAGGGGUGGUACUGAUGUGGAGACAGAAGUACUGAAGGAUGUGUCUACAGGACUCAGUGUGGGGAGCACUACUUUGGGAGUGACUGUCCUAAGAGGUAGUUAUGCUGGAGGGUGGGAUUGGCGCUGUUACGCAGAGGUGCUUCAACAGUGGGGCACUGUGCCCUUUAGGAGUACAGAGGAGGAGCCCUGUCCCUCUAAGCAUUGUUAUUUCGAGAGGGAGCUAUAUUUGGGGUGACGAGCCCCCAACCUCAGGUCCCAGAGCCGCAAUGGAUCGGACAAAGUCGAAAGCUCAGAAAAACUCCCCAUCGGGAAAUGCCAAGAAGAAACAUGAGCAACUAAAACGUAUGGAAGCCAAAAGCCAGGGCGCUACCUCAGAUGAAGCGCGAUGAGCUGCAGGUGUCACACUUGAGGCACGGGCUGGAGCCCCUUCGACGCUUAGAGGUACCACAAGGGCUGGUGGCAGCUACACAGGAUGCAGAAAGGUCACUCUUGGUGCUUUUGGAUAGUCAAAGCCAAGUGCAUCUGCACGCUGAAGAUGGUUGGACCCGUGGCCACAUCCAACUGCCAAUAAAACUCACAGGGCUUGUGGCCCUUGUGGGUUUUCAACACAUGGGCCAGAACUCAGGUCACUUUUUUGGUUGGGGACCCAAAGGAGUAGUAGUAAUGGAUAAGGACCUGCAACUGCUGUCCUUCAACUCCUUGGACCCCUCUCGAAUUCCUGUGUGCUGUGCUUUGUUGCCUGGAAUGGGGAUGGUGGCCACUGGUGAGGUGGGUGGUGGACUGUCAAUCUGGGAGUUCCGAGGUGGUGGCCAUCGUCUAGUACUGAAAAAUUCUGUACCACCUCUCCCACACCCGCCACAAUCUGGCCCCCAUGCUCUCAGCCGCAUAGCUCUAGACACGGCCCCCCAUGGGAUCUUUCCCCACUGCUUCGCCAUCAGUGGCACAGACCUGAUCGUUUUCGACCUGGGUACCUGCUCAGUUGUGGAGGUGCGCCGGAAGCUGCACAAAACGGUAAUGUCGGAUGUGGUGUACUGUGAAGCUGCAGAGGCUGUGGUGACAGGCUCCCGGGACAGCACUGUGAAGGUGUGGGAGGCUGACUGGCAAAUCCGUAGCGUUUUUGUGGGGCACAGAGGUCCAGUGACAGCUUUGGCCGUGCUACCCGGCACAUCGCUGCUGCUAUCAGCCUCCCAGGACCUGACUCUGCGCACUUGGAACCUGGAGGUGGCACAGCAAGUGGGUGAAGUAUCUUUUCGGAGUCAGUCGGAGGCCUCGAGGUUGUCCCAAAAGGACCAGAAGGAGAUGCCCACCUUCUCUUGCAACAACUCUGAGAAUGUAUACUACCUGUGGCCCCCUUCCCACCCUGGUGCUCCCCUGCUGGCGCAGGGCUUGGUGUUCGCGGAGCUAUGGCUAGUGCGAGAGCUUCACCAUAUGGUGGCAACCUUUAGCUGCAAUGUGAAGGACCUGCAGCUGGUGCCUCUGCCACAGCAGGCUGACCAUGAUAUUCUGCCUCGCCGCUUGGUGGGCACGUGCUCAGAUGGGACCGUGAGGAUCCUCACUCCCGAUGGGCAGGUGAUCACCACCAUGCUACUGCAGCCCCCAAAUGAAGCUAUUGCCACAGCCUAUUGUAUGCCUCGAGAGGUCCUGCUGGUGCUGACCAACAAAGGGGUAGUGCUGCGGGGCAACGCAACCCGCUGCCCCAUCUCAGUGGUGCAUCGUUUUCAACCACCUGAGCUGCCAAAAGGCCAACCCUGCUGUCUCCAUCUAAUUAGCCAUGUUCCUGACCUAAUCCAUGCCAACAUGACCUGGGAAAAGACUCAGCAAUAUGGCGGGGAGGUCCAAAGGAAUGACUUCUUUGGUACCAUUUGGGAAGACAAAAACAGGUUCCUACCAGUGUUGGGCUACACAGAUGGAAUGAUAACGGUCUUCGACUGGCAUACUUUUCGGAGGCUCUUUCACGCAGAAGCCCACAACCCAGGCUCCGUGACUAUCAUUGCUUCCAAUUUGCAGACUCUGGUGACUGCCGGCACAGACAUGACUAUAAAGAUGUGGCGGAUAUAUCCUUACUCUGAAGAGAGCCUGACCUUGCUCCGGACAUUUUUCUGCCACCAGCCAGCUGUGGCACUAUGCCCCGUGAUUAAUCGUCUCACUGUGGCCUUUGAGGACCCCCAGAGGGCCAUCUACAGCCUGGUGCAGUAUACUUCAUCUGACAGCGACCAGUCACGCUAUGACCAUCACCCCCAGGAUGACUCCACAGACCACAUCACAGGCUUGUGCUGCUGCUCUUACUUGAAGCUCUACGCCUCCUCCAGCCUGGAUUGCACUUUGAGAAUCUGGACUGAGGACAAUAAAUUGCUCAGGGUGCUACAUCUGACCACGCCUCCAGAAUCCAUAACCUUCUGCAAUGACAAGGGGGAUCUGAUUCUUGCUCUUGGCUCACAGCUUCACCUGCUCUCCCACAGACUCUAUCUGCCCACGUCUUAUCUAGUCAAGGUCCUGUGUCGGAAAGAACCAUUCUGUAAGCCAGAAAUCAUCCUACCACUGACAAAUCCUGAACUGCUGACUCCUGAAGACCUGAAAAGACUUGAAGGAUUGGCACUCCCUACUAUGGGGAUGAAGGCGAGUGUUAAGAAGGAGUAUGUGGAAGCAAGGAACAAGCAAAGAGAGAUAGAUAAGGCCUGUGCCAAGUUGGCUGCCAGGGAUGAGGAGUUGCAGACUUUGGCCUUUGGACGAAUGGAACCCUUGGCCCAUAUGUUCGUCACUCCCGAACUGCGUUUAGAGGCCUUCCACAGUUACUUACAGGUCAUCUAUGGCAACCAAUUGGACAGUGUGAGCAAAGAGGAGGAUGAGGCUUUGAAAAACCCUUCCACAUCUGAGGAGAAGCCUCCUGUGACCUCGCUUGUGACUAAGAGCUCCCUAUAUGAGAAGUUGGAGCAGGACAUAGAUUCCAUGUUCAUGAAUGGAGUGACUCCUGCAAAGAACGUCAGAAUUCGUAGAAGGAUCCAAAAGCGGAGCCAAGUCCCACUGACUGAGAGGAUUCUGCUUCCUAGCAUAGAAUGCAAUGGCUUCUUCCCCUCCCACAUGACUCAGCCCCGACCCCCUUCCACCCCGAGCAAGUGGAAGCUUCAAAGUAUCCAGUUCCCAGGUUAUAUCCCUAAUUCAGUGACAUUACAACAACUAUGGGAUAAAUCAGAUUUGAAGGGGCUUGGGCACCUUGAAUUCCUGAAGUCAGAGAGCCUCGAAAUCUUUGAGCGUGAACUGGACUCAAUAUGGCUUCCAUGGGGCACGAGUAAGAAGAAAGAGCGAGCCUGGAUGAAGAGAGCCUUGGGCUUGGGCUCCAGCUUCAAGUAUCCUGAGGAACGUACAACGAAGAAGCCACUGAAAUUCUUUCCUAGGUAUUUGUUCUCUGAAGAUCAAGAAGAGCUUUAUGAGGAUGAUCUGCUGUCUGAGGAAUUUAUGACUCCGGAAUUCCGAGCCCAUCUAGAAUACCUCUUUGGUUCUACUGAUCCUGAUAUAUGGAACAAAAUCUCAGCUACUAUGCCCACUGCACUUGCUAAGGAAUUGCCUAAGUUUCUCUAUUCUUUGUCGGUCCAACCAUGGUUCCAGAAACUUUUCCCCAAUUACAAGCCUGAGCUCUCUCAGGAUUCGGUGGAGUUUUUCUUGUUGAUGCACGACUGGUUCCAGCAAUUUUUUCCCAAUUUCAGGCCUGAGGAGUUCCAGGCUUCUGUCAUCCCUUUAUUGACUCAAGAGUGGUUCCUGAAAUAUUUUAUCAGUUUUAAUCCUGAGGAAUUUACCACCUCUGAAAUCCCUUGGUUGGCUCAAGAAUGGUUCCAGGAUUUUUUUACCAAUUUCCAACCUGAGCUCACUCAGGAUUUGAUUGGCUCUGGAGCUUCUGUGUUGUUGACUCAAGAGUGGUUCCACAAAUAUUUUCCCAGAUUCAAGUCUGAGGAAUUGCCUGGCUCUCAGGCCCCUUUGUUGUCUCAAGAGUGGCUUCAGAAAUACUUUUACAAUUACAACCCUAAGGAAUUGUCUGGCGUUUAUACUUCUAUGUUGAUUCAAGAGUGGUUCCAGAGCAAUUUUCCCAAUUUGAAGUUUGAGGAUCUGCCCAGCUUUAUCAUCCCUUUGUUGUCUCAAGCGUGGUUCAAGAAAUAUUUAACCAGUUUCAGGCCUGAGGAAUGCCCAGAGAGCUUCACAGAGGAGGGCAUAGCUAGAAUGCUGCUGCAGGCCCUGGAGAAAGCUGACUGGGAGGAAGGGACCAAGAUUUUAUCGCUGCUUUCGGAUCUGAUACCCAAGCUGGGACACGAUACACGAAAGCAGUUGCAAGCCUUGCUAUUGAAACUUCUCAACAAAGAUCCUCCCCCAGAUCUUGUGCACAAGAUAGAGAAGAAAUUUGUGAUGAUGGCCCUGCAGAUGCUCAUGGUUGUCUCCCUGGGCUCCCGGGACGUGGUCCUGGAACUCAUGUCCUACUUCCUCUACUCACCCCCUCGAUGCAGACCUGCACUGAAGAAACUCCUAGAACAAAUGGGCCUGAAGGAUCCUCAUGGUUUCCUGUUCAAGGAAAUGAUUUCUUGGGCAGAAGGAAAAAAUCUACACUCCAAGGCAGCUCUAAGAGGGCGCUGUGGGCAAAAGCUGGAAUGUCUAAUUAAGGACCUUAAGAGGGACAUGGAUAGAUCCGUGGAUUAUGACCAAGGGAAGAGAAAGCGGAAGACUUCCGCCUGGUACCAGGAGAAGCUAAACUUGACAGAAUUGCCUGAAUUCGGCCCUGAAGAGCCCCAACUCAAGCCCCCACAAUCUCCCACCUCUGCCCUCUUAAAGGCCAAGAGCCCUAUCCCACCCAAAACCCCAGUCAUGACCUGGAGGCCACGGGGCUCCACCACAGUGAAACCCAAGGAGAUCCCCAGGCGAUCUCCCAGGGAUAUGCCCUCCAGGCUCUCCAUCUCAACCCGUCCCUCCCCGCAGCCUCAACCGCCACCUCCUUUAGGGCCAGAGCCAAUCCUCAAAGUCUCCCCAGAAUUCCCUAGACCCGGCUCUGCCGAUCAAAUUCGCCUGCGAAGGACAAAGUCUGAGCCCCAGUGGUAUUCUUCAAUCUUUGAAAAGUCUUUGCCCCUCAAAGCCCCUGAAAAGCCUUUGGGCCGCAGCCUCUCGGCGCCCGCCUUGUUAGGUCCAGCCUGGGCUCCAUUUGGCGAGAAGUCAGUUCGGUUUGCCUUCAAGGCCCAAAGGCGGGAGCCCCAGCCCUCUCCGAUUCGUAAGGAUACCUGGAUCUCACCUAUAGAUGCUCUCAACUACUUCUGUGAGCAGCGGCUCAAAAGGCAUCUGACCCGGCUCCAGUUGCAGAAAGCCUUACAAGAGUGCAAGCCGAACAGUAUUAUCCUGCAGCCCCUGGAUAUCUUAUCCACCUUUCACUCUAUUGAAAGCAGAAAAAUCCUUCGACUUCAGGAGCAUAAAGAUACCUUGGGAGUCCUGGAUGCUCCUAGGAUGAUAAAUUACCAGAGAAGCCGAUAUGGGCAGAACCUCCUGAAACGGCGUUUGAAGCUCCCCCUGCCCCGGGUGGAACCAAUUCCCUUCCCACCAAUCUGGCCACCUCCAUCCCGUCCGCAACCUCCCUUGCUCCUGGAUGAGGCCUUGCAGCGCUUUUUUCUACCUGAACUUUCACAGCCUGACUCUGACUUUGGAUGAGCCCAUCUGGGCCUUUGACAACCCCCCACCCUCUACCCCAAAUCCAACUACAGAUCUAUCCCUGGCCAGACCCAGCUCAAUCUGGCUCAGCCUGGGCCACUCAGAUGAACCCUGAUUGUGGAUAGACAUGGCUAUUGACUGGCCAGUCCAGACCUAGCCAUAGACAGAACCUCAAACUCUAGUUGGCCCAGACAUAAGAGACUCUUAUCCCAAGAACCACUAUAGGCAUAGGCAAAUAGUAUUCACAAUAGAAUAGAAUAAAGAGAGGAUACUUUUACCUGACACAGACCCACUGGGACAUUGACUUCAACUCUACCUUACACUGGAUUAGGACUAACUGAUGUCCUGGGAUGGGCCACCAUCCUGAAGGCUGGGAUGAGAGUAGGGGGAAGUGGACUAGGAGGAUGGAUGAAACCAAGGUGCUAGGUACAAUCAAAGAUUUAGACCUAGAAGGGACCUUAAAAGAAAACUGAAGCCCCAGAAGGAAAUUUACCUCCUCUCCUAGAAGGGAAGUGGCUUGCCCCAGACCCUAAGACCAGAGGCAGAGCUAGAAAUGAGGUAUUCUGACCCCCAAAUGCAGUGCUUUCCCUAACACAGCACAUUGCAAAUCAUCUGAAUAUAGAAUCUCAGAAUCUCAGAGUUAGAUGGGACCUCAAAGACCACCUAGACCAAUUUAAGAUUGAGUCAGAAUUUCCCCCACAUCCCACCCAACCAUUGGUCAUGCAGCCUCUGUUUGAAAGUCUCCAGAGGUGGGGAACCUCCAUAGUAUCUCAUUCUACUUUGGGUCCAUUAUCAUUAGAAAGGUUUUCCUUAUGUCAAGUCUAAAGUUAUCUCUUGGCAACUGUCAUUGCUCUUAGUUCUAUCCUCUGGGACAAAACAGAGAAAGUCUAAUUAAUCCCUCUUCUGAUAUGGCAGCUCUUCAAAGAUUCCAGAGCUACUUGACUUCUUAAGAUUUAAGACUUCUUGAGACUCAUCUAGUUCCUUCAAAUGAUCUUUACAAGUCUACAGAGUACACAGAGAGACAUUUUUUGUCUUGGGCCUCAUUCCAACAAGUCUACCUAUGAGGCUAAACUUGCCUCCUAUGGAAGAAGCUCUUUUUUUUUUUAUGUUAGAGAUAAUUUAUAUUUAGUGCAUUUAUGUAAAGCUCUAGACUCACUCUCCCAAAGCCAGACUAGUUACAUUUCUCCCUCAGGUUUCCAGUUUGAGUCCCCCAUUCUGCUGUUCCUCCUCCCUGCCUUCCACCUGUGAAGUUAUAGAUUAGAAGUACCUACCACCUGAAGGACACUCUCUCCCCUCUACCACCUCGGUCCUUAAAGAAAGCAGGCUCAACCCUAAUGUAGUUUCCACUUAGCAUUUGCUCUAUCAAGUUCCUGUCCAAAUGUAGCAUAUCUGCUAGACGAGUUAGAAUCUCAGCUACCUGUGAGAGGGGUCCCUAAAGUCAUUCCUAAAUGCUGUACUGGCUGGCUAAAAAAAUCAUCAUGGACUUCACUCUCAGAACUCCAUAACUUUUAUGUCUAUUCAUCAAGCUAGACACUAUGAAGAGUAAUUGCAAUGACAGAAAAAUAUUAGUAGUAAGGAUUCCAGAAAUUCAGAGGAGACAAAAAUCUAAGAAAGGAACAGGUAAAAACCCAAACAAACAAACCCCUCUGGCUUUAGAUGAUUUAUAUACAGAACAGGAGGCUGAUCCAGUCUCCUAACCUUUUAGAAACUUACAAGGUUGUAACCAUCUUUAAUCCACUUCACUUAAAGCAGGGUGGUAAGCUUGGUGUAGAUACAAAGACCCAUUGCCUCUCUCCCCACCAAAGCCUUAGUCUUUGCCUUUUCAUUUGAGCAUUCUAGGCAGGAAAAACCCAUACCAAACAAGGGACAGACCUUGGCCAACUGGUACCUUUUGAAUGAACCCUAGGGUUCCAGCUAAGCUGCUGAUAAAAAAGAGAAAGCUCUUUAUUACAGGGUUAACAGAAUAGAACCAGUUUCAGAAUGAAACUCUUCAGAAUAGGAGAUAAAGUACUUCUAUUCUGUUAUACACAGAAUAGAAGGCUGAUCCUGUCUUCCCAUCCUCUUCCUCUUAGAAAACUGGAUCACCUGUUAUGGAUAGAAAUCAUUUAAAGCCAGAGGGUUUUUUUUAAAUCUGUUCUUUUCUUAGAUUUUUGUCUCUCAAUUUCUGGAAUCCCUACUACUGAUCUUUUUCUGCCAUUAAAAUUACUCUUCCUAGUGUCUAGCCUGAUGAAUCGACACAAGCAGUUCUCUAUUUCUCUUUAUCCUUUCAGUUAAAAAUCAUCCUCAGAUUUGUAAGACACCAGAAAACAUAUUCUUGUCAACCCUUGAUAAGUGCAUUUCAUCUCUGAUCAGGAGCCUAUCAUUCCUAUAUUUAAGCUGUGAUCCAGAAAGCCAAAUCUCAUUCCCAAACACCACUUACUUCACUAGCUGUUUACUUCCCAAUUAUUCUUAAUUUUCUGAAUCCUCUCUGAUAGGCAGUAGUGAUGAAAACCUCUUUUGUCCUAAGGUCUAUAAGUUUCUUGCCUAGGUUUUAUAGUUGAACAAUCCAGCUUUAAAGAUAAGGAAACAAAUGCCCAGAGACAUGAAAUUAUGUGUCCCAAAUUACCCAAUAAACAGAAGCCCUAAGAUUUGAAUCCAGGCCUUUGGGCUAUAAAUCUUGAGGCUCCAUUAUUCUACACUGCCCCAUAUUCUCUGAGGUUACACUGUGGUUCCAUUGCAUUUGUUUUAGAAAAAGGUUAUGAUUAAGCAAAAAACAAACAAACCACACAUACACACAAACACAUGAAAGAAAUGGUGAUGAAAUGCUAAUAAUACAAAUUAAAGUCCUAACAUUAGGAGAGUCCCAUAUUUUGAGCUUCAAGGGAGCACCUCUGAGUACCUACUACAUGCUAAAAGAUAAAUUCAGCUUCACACUUUCCAGAGCUUUUUUGCUAAUCUCUAAUUUAGCCCUUUGGGUCCCAUCUUCCUCUGUGGUCAGACCAAUUUUGCUAAUUAAUGAUUCUGGCUUUGUUGAUUUGGCCAAUAUUCAGAUAGACAAUGUAGUCUCAUCGUUAAUAGCACUGGUCCCCAGAAUUCUCCAGCAAAGCCAGCUCUAAAAGUCAAGAGAUUUGGGGAUAUGAACCAUAAAGCCUAUCAAUCAAUUGCAGUCCCAAACCACAAAAUCUCAGGAGAUCUGGUAAAGAAGGGACUGAUGAAAGCCUUCUGCAGAAAGGAUGAUGGAACUUAGACGUGUGGGACUAGUAAAGGCAGAGAACAAGUUCUAUUAGAGUGGCCUUUCAGUAUCUCCCCAAAUUGGGUGUCCCACCUACCCAUUAUCACCUACUGAGGGAAAUAGACUGUCCAGAGCUAAGGAUUUAAGAGAACAGAAAAUAGGUAGCAAGUCUUGGGAUUUAGUUCAUUUGAAUAAAUCAACAAAGAAUAAAACAAUCUCUGCUUAGAAAGAGCUCAUAGUCUAAAGGAGUGGGGUGGGGGGAGAAAGUAGAACAGAGAAUUAAAUGCAUAAUAGGGAUCAAAUACAUGUCUUCCUACCAAGAUGGCUACUGAAUAGGAGGCACAACUCUCAGUUCUUACUGCAGUAAAAUUCUGAAAAUUCAUUCCAGACUAAAUAAGGAUCAAGAAACCUAAUGAGAAACUAUAGUAAAUUCUUCUACUCCAAAGCUGCUCAAUAAAAGGUCAUACAGAAGUGCAUAGGUAAUAAUUGGAAAGGAACAGCUUACACAAAGUACCAGCAUGCCUGGAAAUGGCGCAUAGUUUGUAAGGAUCUGUGACCGGAGGCAGCAAGAGCAGAGGGCUCUCCUUAGAGAGAACCAGAGUGGUCAAAAAGUCUUAGAAUGAGGACCUUGGAAACCCCAAAGCUUAUAAUGCACAGUGCUCCAAUGGGGACAGUCCAAAUUCAGGGACUUUAGAGUCUCUACCAUUCUAACUUGAGAUGCCAGAAGGAGCCCUAAAGAUCCAGCUCUCUGAAUCACAACUGUCAAAUGAGAGCCUAAUCUUGAGAGGUAGAGGUCAGUUCAGGAACUAGGGGGCCUCCGUGAGGCUAUGCAGGGAAACAGCCAUAUAUGAAAAUGUAGCAGGAGUAAAGUCUGGCCCUCAUUCAAAGACUUAAUUAAGGAAUUAAUAUUGGAGGGAUGAGUAAAUAAAAGAAAAUACUAUCCAGGGUAGAAAAUUGUUGCAAAUCUAACUUCAUAACAACUGCAAGCAGAAAAUCAAAGGGAAAAAAUGGACUUUCACAUGAACAAAAUGAAGCAAGAGUUCUACAAAUAAAAUAAAAGCAGUUGGGGAAAAGAAUUGGCAGAAGAAAUAACUUAGAAGAGAAAGUAGUAAACCUUUUUCACGAAAUAGAAUCUUUGAAAAUCAGAAUAGGUCAAAUAGAAAUCAAUGACUUCAUGGGGUGGUUGGUGCUUGUCCUUCCUGCUCAAAGAGGAACACAGUGACUAUGUCAGGUCACUACCAAUUGUGGCUGGUCAGACCAGUACAAGCUUAGAAGUCUCUCCGACAUGUCAGACAUGAAUAGUCUGUAUAAAUAUUUGGGGAGGGUGAUGUCUCAAAAUUUGCACCUCACAUUUCUUUUGAGCUAUGCAAUUCUGCUUUGCUCAUAAUCCACAGUGCCUUCUUUGAUGCAGGCACACCAUGCAGAAUGGUCCUGGGCCAGUGUCUCCCAUGCUUCACAUUUGAUACUAAAGUUCUUUAGAGAGACCUUGAAAGUGUCCUUGUAUCACUUUUUUUCUGACCUCUAUGUAAGUGCUUGUCUUGCAUGAGUUCUCCAUAAAAUAGUAAUUUAGGCAAAUAUACGAUUGGCAUUGAACCAGCAUGGCCAACCCAUUGGAGUUGUGCUCUCUGAGCAGAAUGUGAAUGCUUUGUAGUUUAGUUUGAGAAAGGACCUCUAGGUCUGGUAUCUUAUCUUACCAGGCAAUUUUCAGAAUCUUCCCAAGACGAUUCAAAUGGAAGCAAUUCAGUUUCCUGGCAUGGGGUGUACAACAAUGAGGUCAGCACCAUGGCUCUGUACACCUUUACUUUUCUUUCUCACACUCAGCUAGCUUUGGUAAUGCAUGCCUUAACCUCAUCAUCUCUGUGGACAUCCCUGAAAAGUAUUCUGCCAAGGUAGAUGAACUUAUCCACAGCAUUCAAAAUUUCUCCAUUUUCUAUAGGUUCCAUGAAGGUUCCACGUAUGGAUAAUGUGGUUCUGACUGAUGGAAAAAUCUAUGUUUUCUUGGUGUUAAUUGUCAGGCCAAAAUUAGCACAAAUGGCAGAGAAAAGAUCCAUACCGUGUUGUAUCUCAGUUUCAUCAAACCAAUCCUGAUGUUUAUGAGUGUUGAAGACUCAGAUGAAUCAAUGCAAUACUAUAUACCAAAUUCUCGGAAAGUAGCCCACUCCUUUUUGCUCCACUGUUGCCAACCAUCCCACCAAAUCAUUAGCAAACUAUUCCUGCAUGGAUAAGCACUCUAACCUACUGAUAGGACUUUUUCCCCCCUAGGAAAGGGACAAGGUUCUUUAUCAUUCCAGUAACCUAGAACUGUUUACCCUUUCAAUCUUUUUUCAUUGCAUUUUCCCAAUUACACAUGUAAACAAUUUUUAACAUUUAUUUUCUGACAUUUUGCAAACCAAAUUCUUUCCCAUCCUUCCUCUCCUCUCCCUUCCUUGAGGCAGCAAGCAAUAUGUUAUACAUUUGCUGCCAUGCAAUACAUAUUUCCAUAUUUGUCAUGUUGUGAAAAGACAUUACACAUUCAAGAAAAAACUCAUGAAGGAAAUAAAGUGGAAAAUGGAUUGCUUUGAUCUGCAUUCAGACUCUGUCAGUUUCUUCUAUAAUGGUGGACAGCCUUUUUCAUA
Molecule: messenger RNA, 11790 nt
Organism: Monodelphis domestica (gray short-tailed opossum)
Lineage: Eukaryota; Metazoa; Chordata; Mammalia; Didelphimorphia; Didelphidae
Source: RefSeq, a predicted model, not a curated record